AAUACCAUAGACAGCAUCACAUAACCUAUAAAUUUAAAUCUGUCAUCUCAUCAUGGUUUUUAGUAAAAUAAACAAAACUAUUGUAGUUUCUGGUUUUAAACGGUUCAAUUUUAAUAUACCUACAAAUAAUGAUAUAAUACCUGCAACAUUAACGAACCGUAACCCUAGGAAUUUAGAAAAAUUACGAAUAGCAUACAAACCAAGUGGUUAUCACGUAGAUCGGCCAGGAAAAAGUUUUUGGCACAAAUUAAAAUUAAUUCAGAGUCAACGACACAUAACUGCUUCCAUAUAUCAUUUCCAAAAUGGUGAGGUACUUAGUGCUAGUACAAAAGAAUGGGCAAUUAAGAAACAACUUAAUAAAACAACUGACUCAGCAGCAUACUAUAAUAUAGGAAGGGUAUUAGCACAGAGAUGUCUGGAGUGUGGUUUAAUAGAAAUCAGUAAUGACUAUGAUCCUGUAAAUAAAGAAGGAAAGGUUGCAUUGCUGUUAAAAGCAUUAGAGGAAAGUGGUAUAAGUUUAACAGAACCAGUGCAGUUUCAACCCUAUCGUCCUUGGGAUCAACAUAGACCAGAAAAACCAUGGGACGUUAUAGAAGACGAUAUUAAGACAUAACUUAUACAUGUCUUUAUGACUUAGUGUUUAUUUGUACAAAUAAAAGUACAUAAAAUUA
Agrilus planipennis (emerald ash borer) is the source of this 671-nucleotide messenger RNA. RefSeq names its product 39S ribosomal protein L18, mitochondrial (gene mRpL18). Gene Ontology annotation, molecular function: 5S rRNA binding; structural constituent of ribosome. The record is from RefSeq and is a predicted model, not a curated record. Gene Ontology annotation, biological process: translation. The coding region runs from base 53 to 613 and encodes 186 amino acids. NCBI's taxonomy places the organism in Eukaryota, Metazoa, Arthropoda, Insecta, Coleoptera, Buprestidae. Gene Ontology annotation, cellular component: ribosome; mitochondrion. The transcript has 3 exons.